This is a messenger RNA of Biomphalaria glabrata, 2672 nucleotides long. RefSeq lists its product as uncharacterized. Lineage: Eukaryota; Metazoa; Mollusca; Gastropoda; Planorbidae. The transcript is spliced from 2 exons. The record is from RefSeq and is a predicted model, not a curated record. Gene Ontology annotation, cellular component: membrane. Gene Ontology annotation, biological process: G protein-coupled receptor signaling pathway; cell surface receptor signaling pathway. Gene Ontology annotation, molecular function: G protein-coupled receptor activity. Bases 1 to 1839 code for a protein of 612 amino acids.
AUGUCUGGUCCCCAUGGUCCUUCAGGUAACCCAAGUUAUAGAAUACCACCAAUUGCGCUGCUCUUGGCUAUGAAGAAAAUAAUUGAUUUUGAAGCUAUCGACCACUGCACCGCAGAGCUGGAAUGGAUGGAUUAUCAGGGAGACUGUUUAGCAGCCAGCUGUACAUCUGGAAAAAUUCCAUCAAAGGAAGGGCAAUGUACCACCGCACUAAGCGACAUCCGGGGUCUUGCCUACAAAUUGACCUUGACAUUAAUGCCUCAAGACAAGGUCGUGAUGACAGAAUCAGAUAUUGCAGACUUGAACACUGCUAUGUACGAACAGCUCCUUUCUGUAUCCAGCAGGAUGAAUAUGGACUAUGAGGUUACCAUAGUGACACUCGCCAGCGGUUCUGACAUUUUGGUUUCUAAUACCAUUGUCGCUAAAAUUCUUGCAGACGACAAAGAGACCCGCGAUGAAUUCGAAGCUAAAUUAAUCCAGAUAUUGACAAGAUUUUCAAAGUCUACUUCAGCAUCUGGUAAAAUGUCUAACAUGACACUGAAUUUUAUGCUGGGUACAGAACACCACACGAAAGAAUUUCGAAAUUCUUCGCUGCUUUCGGAACUAUCACCCAGACGAUACACCAAGUCUAUGCCAGAGUAUAUACGGUACGAAGUGUCUCAUCAAAGGUCAUGGCCGGAUUGUUGUGACUUUAUUGACGUGACCUAUACGUUGCUAUGCCCUUACGUGGCUGUAAACAUUUCCAGCGAUAAAGUUAAUUUGUUGGACAUUCACCUGUCAUUUAACUAUGAUGGGCGUGUCAUCGAGGUUGUGGGUGGUCCUAAUAUUUCAGUCGUCAAUGGAAAACUUCACAUCUGUUUGGAGACGUUUAAAAUGUUGAUAAAAAGACGUGAAGUUCAGAGUUCUGCCACUAUAGCGCUCUAUUACUUCCAGAUUGUUGGUAUCUCGUUAUCAGUCGUUUGUCUAGUGGUGUCUGUGGUAACUUACUUUUUAUUUUCAUCUCUGAGAACACUUCCGGGGUUAAAUAAUAUGUGUCUGUGUUUAUCUAUGCUGAGUGCGCAAGUAAGUCUGCUGCUUACAGUAGAGUUUGGACUCAAAGGUCAACUUCCGCUCAGACUGUGCAUGUUUCAUGCAAUAUUUCUUCAUUUUAGCUGGUUGGCCUCUUUCGCCUGGAUGAGUGGCUGCUGUAUCCACAUGUUUCUCGCGUUCACUUCAUACACAUCGCCUAGAAAUGUUGUCAUUUCAGACCUGCGGGGACACAUCCGGUAUUGCGUUUACGGCUUUGGUGUUCCGCUUCUCAUUGUGGUUGCGAACAUAUGCCUCAACGCUGCUUUGACUUCCGGUCAGUCGAUAGGCUAUGAUGACACAAUAUGUUUCCUGGACACACGUACGUCUGCUCUCACGAUUGUACUGACCUUACUUGUUCCACUAUGCGCUACGGUCUUCAGCAACGGAGUUUUGUUCACCUUGACCUUACGUGACAUGCUUCAGAUCGCUAAAAUACAAAAGGCAGAAACUGGGAUAGGGGGCCAGGGUGUUAUGACUUACGUCAAGCUGUCCACUCUAACGGGCGUCUUCUGCAUCGUCGCAGCCGUGGCGGUCUGGCUGGAUAACAUUGUUCUCCAGUUCUUGACUUGUCCACUUAUGACCCUACAAGGCGCUUUUAUAUUUUUCUCGUUCAAAUUUAACAGAAGAAUCGGCAAAAUGUACUAUGACUUGUUUGGUCUGCACCGUCUGGGUAUCGGUCUCACAAAUCAAAGCAGUAGCAGCCAAUCAGCGAGCAGGAAACAAAAGAACAAUAUAAAGCGAACUCAACAAUCUACAUCAAGUACAAACAUUUGAAUCGGUCUCACAAAUCAAAGCAGUAGCAGCCAAUCAGAGAGCAGGAAACAAAAGAACGUAUAAAGCGAACUCAACAAUCCACAUCAAGUACAAACAUUUGAAAUAAUGAAAAUUAUGAACAAACAACAUAAAAAUGUUGUAUUUUUACAAUACUUCUAUUCAAGUCACUCUUUUAUGGUGCCAGGAUCCAGGAACCUUGAUAGCUGAUUUAAAAAAAUGUCUCUAAUUUAUUUUCCUAGAAAUUUUACAGUUGGUGUAUAUCGCCGAGAAAAGAAUUCAUAGCUCGUUGGCCACACGGGGAAAACUCUAGUGAGACCGUUAUAAAUUUUCAAAGUAUAAUAAAAUAAAUGUAAAUUUGGCUGGAUAUGUAGGUCUAGAGCCAACAUGGCGUAGUCAACAGAAUUACCGUAAUUAUGCAAUAAAAGAGUAAAUUUAAAUGUGCUUCAAUUUAUUGAAGUUAAUAAGCGUUGCUUUAGAUUUUAGAUUUAGUAGAGAUAUUUGCAGAUUUCCCGCUGGACGGCAUAUCACAAAAUAUCAUUUGAAUAAUUGAGGGGAUUGAAGUCAACCAUCGUGUUACUAAAAGCAUGCUGACAACCUGUUUUGUGUUGCAAGCUAACUCUUUUGAAUAAAAAUAUAUAUUGUGACACCACAUACGAGUACUUUGAUUGUUUCAUUAAUGUAUUUUUUUUUCUUUUUUGCUUGAAACGGUUAUAGAAAAUAAAACCCCAAGGUCUCGUAAUGCAUUAUGAUUGAAAUUAAAAUAAAAAAGCUGACUGCUCUCCAACAAAGAUUUAAUCUAAUUUUAUUCAAUUACAUUUUUCAACUAUUUAAAU